This is a messenger RNA of Apodemus sylvaticus (European woodmouse), 6256 nucleotides long. It is a transcript of the gene Pik3cb, whose product is annotated as phosphatidylinositol-4,5-bisphosphate 3-kinase catalytic subunit beta. The transcript has 23 exons. The record is from RefSeq and is a predicted model, not a curated record. The coding region runs from base 223 to 2976 and encodes 917 amino acids. Gene Ontology annotation, biological process: phosphatidylinositol 3-kinase/protein kinase B signal transduction; phosphatidylinositol-mediated signaling; phosphatidylinositol-3-phosphate biosynthetic process. Gene Ontology annotation, molecular function: 1-phosphatidylinositol-3-kinase activity; 1-phosphatidylinositol-4-phosphate 3-kinase activity. NCBI's taxonomy places the organism in Eukaryota, Metazoa, Chordata, Mammalia, Rodentia, Muridae. Gene Ontology annotation, cellular component: phosphatidylinositol 3-kinase complex; plasma membrane; cytoplasm.
GUAUGCGGGUGCCGGAGCCAGGCGGGCACGGCUGCGGGAGCUGCUGACGGCGCUGCGGGAUCGGAAGCCGGUGGCGGCGCGCGGGGCAGUCCAUCUUCUAAUCUGAAAAAGUCUUCCAUGACUAAUUCACACUUAAAAAUAAGUUAUAUCAUAUAUUCCUAGAAGACUGAAAUGGGGGCUGUUAUUUUGAGGGCCCUAAGGUUAUGAGCGUGCUUCCGCCCUAUGAUGCCUCCUGCUAUGGCAGACAUACUGGACAUCUGGGCCGUGGACUCACAGAUCACAGCUGAUGGCUCCAUACCUGUCGAUUUCCUUCUGCCCACUGGGAUCUAUAUCCAGUUGGAAGUACCUCGGGAAGCUACCAUUUCUUAUAUUAAACAGCUCAGAAAUGUAUUUAGUUUUCAAGUGUCUCCCAAUUUGAAUCCUAUAAAAAUAAACGAAUUGGCAAUCCAGAAGCGCCUCACUAUCCGUGGACAGGAAGAUGAGGCUAGCCCCUGUGACUAUGUGUUACAGGUCAGUGGGAGAGUGGAGUAUGUGUUUGGUGAUCAUCCACUCAUUCAGUUCCAGUAUAUCCGGAAUUGUGUAAUGAAUAGGACCCUGCCCCACUUCAUCCUUGUGGAAUGUUGUAAGAUCAAGAAAAUGUAUGAACAAGAAAUGAUUGCCAUAGAGGCUGCCAUCAGCCGAAACUCAUCCAACCUUCCUCUCCCUUUACCACCAAAGAAAACACGGGUUAUUUCUCACGUCUGGGACAACAACAACCCUUUCCAAAUUGUGUUGGUAAAAGGAAAUAAGCUUAAUACAGAAGAGACCGUGAAAGUCCAUGUCAGAGCUGGACUUUUUCACGGAACCGAGCUCCUGUGUAAAACCGUUGUAAGCUCAGAGAUAUCUGGAAAGAACGACCAUAUUUGGAAUGAACAACUGGAAUUUGAUAUUAAUAUUUGUGACUUACCAAGAAUGGCUCGAUUAUGUUUUGCUGUUUACGCAGUUUUGGAUAAAGUGAAAACGAAGAAAUCAACAAAAACUAUUAAUCCCUCUAAAUAUCAGACCAUCAGGAAAGCUGGAAAAGUGCAUUAUCCUGUGGCGUGGGUAAAUACCAUGGUUUUUGACUUCAAAGGACAGCUGAGGUCUGGAGACGUAAUAUUACAUGGCUGGUCUUCAUUUCCUGAUGAGCUGGAAGAAAUGCUGAAUCCCAUGGGUACUGUGCAGACGAACCCAUACGCCGAGAACGCAACUGCCUUGCACAUUAAGUUUCCGGAGAAUAAGAAGCAGCCUUAUUAUUACCCCCCCUUUGAUAAGAUCAUUGAGAAGGCAGCUGAGAUUGCCAGUGGAGACAGUGCUAAUGUGUCGAGUCGUGGUGGGAAAAAAUUUCUUGCUGUACUGAAAGAAAUCUUGGACAGGGACCCCCUGUCUCAGCUGUGUGAGAACGAAAUGGACCUUAUUUGGACUCUACGGCAAGACUGCCGAGAAAAUUUCCCACAGUCACUGCCAAAACUACUCCUGUCAAUCAAGUGGAAUAAACUUGAAGAUGUUGCUCAGCUUCAGGCGCUCCUGCAGAUUUGGCCCAAAUUACCUCCCAGAGAAGCUCUGGAGCUCCUGGAUUUCAACUAUCCAGACCAGUAUGUCCGGGAAUACGCUGUAGGCUGCCUGCGACAGAUGAGUGAUGAAGAACUCUCUCAGUAUCUUUUACAAUUGGUGCAAGUUUUGAAAUAUGAGCCUUUUCUUGAUUGUGCCCUCUCCAGAUUCCUAUUAGAAAGAGCGCUGGAUAAUCGGAGGAUUGGGCAGUUUCUGUUUUGGCAUCUUAGGUCGGAGGUGCACACUCCUGCUGUGUCCGUCCAGUUCGGUGUCAUCCUGGAAGCGUACUGUCGAGGGAGCGUGGGGCACAUGAAAGUGCUCUCCAAGCAGGUUGAAGCACUCAAUAAGUUAAAAACUUUAAAUAGCUUAAUCAAAUUGAAUGCAAUGAAGCUGAACAGAGCUAAAGGGAAGGAGGCCAUGCACACGUGCUUGAAGCAGAGUGCUUACCGGGAAGCGCUCUCUGGGCUGCAGUCACCUCUGAACCCCUGUGUCAUCCUCUCGGAGCUCUAUGUUGAGAAGUGCAAAUACAUGGACUCCAAGAUGAAGCCCCUGUGGCUAGUCUACAGCAGCAGAGCCUUCGGAGAGGACUCGGUUGGAGUGAUCUUUAAAAAUGGUGAUGAUUUGCGCCAGGACAUGCUGACGCUGCAGAUGCUGCGCCUGAUGGAUCUGCUGUGGAAAGAAGCUGGCUUGGACCUGCGGAUGCUCCCCUAUGGCUGUUUAGCAACAGGAGAUCGCUCUGGCCUCAUUGAGGUUGUGAGCACCUCGGAGACAAUCGCUGACAUUCAGCUGAACAGUAGCAACGUGGCUGCCACAGCAGCCUUCAACAAAGAUGCACUCCUGAACUGGCUCAAGGAGUACAACUCUGGAGACGACCUGGACCGAGCCAUUGAGGAGUUCACCCUGUCCUGUGCUGGCUACUGUGUAGCCUCUUAUGUCCUCGGCAUUGGUGACAGGCACAGCGACAACAUCAUGGUGAAGAAAACAGGCCAGCUCUUCCACAUAGAUUUUGGGCAUAUUCUUGGAAAUUUCAAAUCUAAAUUUGGCAUUAAGAGGGAGCGAGUACCUUUUAUUCUUACUUACGACUUCAUUCAUGUCAUUCAACAAGGAAAAACGGGAAACACAGAAAAAUUUGGCAGGUUCCGCCAGUGCUGUGAAGAUGCGUACCUGAUUUUACGGCGGCAUGGGAAUCUCUUCAUCACCCUGUUUGCGCUGAUGUUGACUGCAGGACUUCCCGAGCUCACGUCGGUCAAAGAUAUACAGUAUCUUAAGGACUCUCUUGCCUUGGGAAAGACUGAGGAGGAAGCACUCAAGCAGUUCAAGCAGAAGUUUGACGAGGCCCUGAGGGAAAGCUGGACUACUAAGGUGAACUGGAUGGCUCACACGGUGCGGAAAGACUACAGGUCUUAGCGUCUGCUCUGCGCCACCGCACGCGUCUGUGUGUGUCCUUUCCAUUUUGCACUUGCACUAUUAAACAUGACCUUGCCAGAAAUGCAAAGGGAAUGAAAUCCUGAAGCUCAGAUGAAGUGGAGAACACGGAGUCCGCAGAGCCUAGUCUACCCCCUGGCUGCCCACCCUCUGCUCUCAGUGCUCCCAGGACUCAUCAUGGACAGCAGCAGCAGGGCCCUUCCCUGCUCACCGUGCACGCACGCCGAGGGAGGAAUGCUGCCAGGGACUGUCUGGGACCUUUCCUUCUUUUCUUCAGUAUUUGGUACUUUACCAGAGAGGUGUAAAUACGUCUUUUCAGUGUUGCGACCAAGUACUGCCACUCAGCCAACAACUUACCACAUUUGGGGGCUGGGAACUCUUCAAGGAAGGUAUCUCCCUGUCCUUUUUAAACUGCGAGAGCUACAAAUUUCAUUGAUUAUGUUGAACAUAUUAUUUUUCAAAGGAAAUAUUUUAAACCUGUGAAAACUCACUAAUUUUGUUAAUAUUUAUCAUGGUGGCAUCAUUUCAGCCAGACUUGCUGAGAAUCUAUUGGUGGGGCAAAUAUAAUAUAUAUAAUAUAUAUAUAUAUGCUGCAUAUAUAUUUAUAAAAUUUCUAGUGGGAGUUCUAUAUAAAAAAGAUGUUUCUUUGGUAUUCUUCAGCCUGUGUUUUAAAGUUUUACAAAAGCAGAGCUUUUUCCUAAGUUACCUUUCAGUUAACUAUGAUCCAGUUCUUCCAACCGCUUCAGUACUGAGGCGCGUGUGAGUGCGGGCUCUCUACGGAGCUCUGAGAGUUCACUCAGAACACAAUACUUGAGCAGGUGUAUCCAAGGAAGCGAACAAAUGAAAAGGAAUCUAUUUACAGGAUAAACUCGAAACUUAAAUUCCAGUAUUUUAGUAAUAUGCCAGCUGUUCUUAAUGUAUUUAUUAAAAUGUAUAACAAUGUGAUUUUUCAAUGGUUUUAGUUUAAAGUGAAGUGGAUUCUUGCCACAUGGAAAUCUUUAAUUUAUUUGUUGAGGUACCAUAUAGUCAGGGUGCUAGGUGACGAGUGGUGUUAGCAUGUGCAAUAGGAACUACUGGUUUGCUGUGUGAUGGAUUUCAGGAUCCAGCAAAACUACUGCUUCUCCAAAGACCCGCGGGAGCCCGCAGGUGUCAGCGGCAUGGGCAGCACAACUGAGUACUUGCCCUGUGACUUCAGUUUUCUAUGGGAAUUUUAUUAAAGGGUGUUUAAUUUUGUUGUCCUUCUUAAUGUUUUCAGUCAAAUAAAUGGGUGGUUUUGGCUGUUUGGGACAUGUGGGCGUCUUCUUUUUGGGAAGCACAGAGUCUUUGCAACCUGCUCCCACUGGGACUCUCCCAAAUGGCCCCAUCAGUGGACAAGCCAGCCUCAGCCUCAGGGCCUCUGCCCAGCUUCCCCUGGCCUUCUAGUUCCUCAUGGAUGGCCUGGGAGGCCUCUUGGACCAACGCAAACCUAAGAGGAGGAGAUGUUUCCAUCAGUUUGCUGUUCCACAUCUCUCCUGCCUCUGCUCUAGUAUAUGUGUUCAUGUGCAUGUGAACAUGGGACAGCCAGGGCAGUGUGGCUCAGUAGCUAGGCCCUGACAGUACUCCAUCCAUACUUGAUGAAUUGUCGUCUCUUUCUGAGAAGAUGGAAAGCAGGAAGCUAACCACAUUCUAGAAUGAAUUCACACUCUAGGCCGUACUCACGUCUGCUUGGACAAAGGCUGGUUAGCCACUGCGCUGACUUUGAGCAGGCUAUAUUUUAUGUAUCCUUAAAUGCCAAGCAUGCUACGAAGCACAUCUUCUCUCUCUGGCUCUCAGCCCAAGGCCCAGGCUCCUUCCAGGUUGCCUUUAAGACCUUGGUGUUAGUAUUUGGAGGCUGUCAGGCAGCACAGCUCAAAGAUUAUCAGAUCACAUGUGGAUGGUGGUCACUCUUUGUUCCUGGGUGCAUGUGUUAGCUGUGUCUCAUCGUUGUGUAACUCGGAUUAGCUGGAGUAUUGUGUUUCUGUGAUCUCAGCACUCAGGAGAAGCUGGGGCUCAACACCAUUCUCAGCUGCAGUGAGGUUGAGGGCAACCUGAGCUACAUGAGACCCAUCCAUAAAGUAGAAAUGGUUUUUAGUGUUUUCUAACUUGAUUUUCAGAAAUAGCUAUAUUCUUGCCACCCUAAAAUUAGAACUUCUGCUCAGAAGCUAUACUUCCUAUUCCACUCAGUGUCAGAGACACCCUAAGGAUACCACUUAUUCUCCUGUGGUUCAGUGGGUGCUCUUAAAAGAAGUGUCAGGUCUUCAGCUUGUGUUUCACCAUCUGCCCUGACCAGCUCCUAUUUUGGCCCCUUGGGGCAUAGUUAAAGCCAGGCACUUGUGCUGUAACCCCUGCCAGUUGGUUACUUAGCAUUUUUGGAAAAUACCUCUUUAAGGUUAGGUUGAAGGCAGGCCUGUAUUGUAUCUUCUUAAUUAGUGAUUGAUGUGGAAGGGCCCAGACCAUGUAGGUGGUCCCACGGUGGGAUGGUAGUCCUCUGUGGUAUAAGAAAGAAACUGAACAAGCAACAUUACUCUUGACCUCUUCAGUUCCUGCUUCCAGAUUCCUGCCCUGGUUGAGUUCCUGGCCUGCCUUUGGCAGUGAUGGACUGUGAUGUGGAACUAAACGCUGCAAUAAACGUUUUCCUCCCAAGUUACCUUUGGUCGUGGUGUUUCAUCACAGCAACAGACGGUAUAAGGGGAUACCACCAACUGCAGUUGGAUUAAUGUAAUUUUAUUGCCUAUUUAAUAAGUAGACUGGAACAGACCAUUGUUCGCUCCUGAAGGAAUUUUAGAUUUUAGAGUGGAGAAGCCACCCAAUUUAGGAAGAUACUUGUCUAAUCUUCAGGCUUCUCUGAAGCAAUAUCUUAUUUACAGAAUCUGAGAGCACCUACCUCAUGAUUGCCUGCCUGGCCCAUCUCUACUUCCCCACGUCUUCCUUCCACGUUACCUUCCACUUAAGAAAACACCACCAGGUCUUCAUUCAACAUUGUGACAGUGAAUAACUUUGAUACUUGAUCUUUUUCUACUUCAUAAAAUGUGAUGAGAUAAAGAUUUAAAUUGCAAAAUGCUGCGUGCCUGUUCCUGUAGCUGGGAGGAUUUUUGUUUCCUUGGCUAAGAGGAGGUUCCCCGGGUCCAUCAUAUUGUCUCCCAUGUGUAUGCAAUUCCUCUUAAGUCUACAGAUUCUACCAAGUUAAAGUAGAGUGUGACUCUGCCCUUGGUCUUUGAAUAAAACCGUUCUCCAUGCAAACUUA